Enterobius vermicularis (human pinworm) is the source of this 177-nucleotide messenger RNA. The record is from the annotation of a GenBank genome assembly. NCBI's taxonomy places the organism in Eukaryota, Metazoa, Nematoda, Chromadorea, Rhabditida, Oxyuridae.
AUGGAGCUUACCGACGCUCAGGCAGGAGUGAUAUCGAAGGCAGUCGACCUUCUGAGGUUUGCAGUCCAGUGGGGGUUCGUGCCUAUGACUUUGUACCUUGGCUUCAGACACGGUGCUGAACCAGGACCUAACGGUCAAGUUGUGCCGCUGACUAUACUUAGCAUAUUAUGGGGCUGA